This is a messenger RNA of Xiphias gladius (swordfish), 2476 nucleotides long. It is a transcript of the gene fbxo43, whose product is annotated as F-box protein 43. Gene Ontology annotation, cellular component: nucleus. The transcript is spliced from 6 exons. The record is from RefSeq and is a predicted model, not a curated record. Gene Ontology annotation, biological process: negative regulation of meiotic nuclear division; regulation of mitotic nuclear division. Gene Ontology annotation, molecular function: protein binding; zinc ion binding. The coding region runs from base 219 to 2303 and encodes 694 amino acids. Lineage: Eukaryota; Metazoa; Chordata; Actinopteri; Istiophoriformes; Xiphiidae.
AGUGGGCUCCAAAUUUGAAAACGUGGCUGGUAGGUCCGUGUAAACCAACAUGUAGCAAACAGAAAUAAGGACAAGGGGUCUAAGCUGAGGCCUAGAACUGGGCCCGAGGAAACAGCAUUAUCUAAGCAUUAGCCCAGUUUUAUCUAGAAGUAAGUAAGUCAGCCUCGCUCUUGGUGAAUUCUGUGUUUGGGGCAAAGCUUGCACACAGGAGGAGGAAAAUGCAGUACACCCCUGAAUCAAAUGCCUACCUGGAGAGCUGCAAAGGCCAGCACUGUUAUGAUGACUGCUGUGACAGUGGAUACUCAGGUUUAUUCCACAGUCCACAGAGCAUCAGUGGAGUUGACACCUGUACGCCUUUGUCUCCUGUAGAAUUCAAUGAAACACCGAAAGAGAACCUCAGGCUGUCUAACACACCUAAAGAGAGGACCAAAAAAUCAGUCGGAUUUUUGGACAAAGACUCCAGGGUGGCACAGCGGCAAUCAGCAGGUAGCUGGUGUGAAACUCCUAAAGUAUAUAAAAGAGAUGCCUCAUUGCGACACAGACUUCUAAUGUCCAAACCCACCACAGAUGUCAAAACUGACAACACAAGAUCACCAUGUACCAGUAGGACUGAAUCCUCUAUCAGUAGCAGUUGUGAACACUGGCUCAGUACGUCGUUUGACUCCCUAGACACUGUGAUGGGGGCUUUGGUAUCAAGCACUUUAAAACUGGAGCAGGACCUGCCAUUAUCUGGUAGGAAACGUCGUCUACUUUUCUCACAGGUGAGGACCUCCACUCUUGAAGAUGGUAAACUCCAUUCUGGUCACCCUUCUAAUUUUGAGAGAGGAGUUUCCCUCUCAGAUGCAGAUUUCAGCGAGAGCAUUUCUGCCUCUGAUCCAAUUAAUACUGAGACUCCUCACUUUGGAAAAUUCCUGCCUGCCUCAUCUAAAGAAAACUCUCAAUCGCCAGUCAGUGGUGUGACAAAUGGCCUAAAUGACAGCUUAAGCGUUUUGUGCACACCCUCAUCCACACAUACACCCAAAUACAUCAGGUCUGUUUGUGAAGACAGUGGUUUUAGUUCCCUGACCCUUGAUAAAUCCCAAGACUCCUCAGUGGACCAUGAUGGCUCAUUCCAGGAGCUGCUACUCUCUGCUUCCAGAGGAAACUGUGAAACCCCAAAUCUGGCAGAGGCAAAGCGGCGCUCCCGAUUGCAGCGUCAGCACAGGCUUUCUACACUUAAAGAAGGGGGCUCUCAGUCUGAGGAAGACCCAACAGACAAAAAACAUGAACAUCUUCAUCAGUGCCAAUCUGAAGAUGUUUUUGCUGAUGGUGCCACCCCUCGCAUGGUCCUUUCUAUUAAAUGCAGUAAUAGCAUGACCACUGAUGGUCUAGCCUAUGCAAAACCUGACUGUGCCACUCCACUAAGAGCCACCAUGACACCUUUUAGCACAGCUCCUGCUAAUCCAGAUGUAACUCCUCUUAGGACAACCCCAGUCCAUCUCUCUCUGACUCCAGCUUUGCAGCUGGUUCAUGCUAUGUGUCAGCAGAAAGCCCAGCUGUUUGUUGGCCAAAGUCCAAGCCUGAAGGAACAGCUGAAGUCCACAGCGGCACUCGCUGAGACCCCAAUGACGUUCAGGACCACUAUGCCAUUGGCAGGACUGAUUGGCAGGAGGAUGGGCCUGGGGAAGAUGGAUAUACUCACAGAGCUGAAGAAGAGGAACCUCAGGCACAUCCUGGCUGUCAUACUCAGCCACCUGACUUCUGAGAGCAUCAACAGGUGUGGUCAGGUGUGCAAAAGCUGGAAUGAAAUUAUCCAGCAGGACAAGCAAGCUAACUUGAGGAGAAGAAACCACCUGAGUGAAGUGAAGGCUACUCUUGAGCUCGGUGGUGCUGUCCAUGUCCCUGAUGCAGAGACCAGACUGAUUCUGCUUAAGAGGUCGGCCCUCAAGACCGUUCAGGCCCAGUCCAGGACCUCUAGCUACUGCACCCCCCAGUCAGGAAAUAGCACUUUAAUCAGAUUACAGCACGGUGUCUUACAUUCAGGCUGCAGCAGCAAACGGGAGAAAUUUCUAGAGGUUGCCAAAACCCUCUUCAAUGAUGAGUGCCUCAAGCCUUGCCCUCGAUGUCAACAUCCUGCAAGGUGUCACUCAGUGAAAGGGGAAGGUGUGUGCAGCAGAGCUGACUGUGGUUUCCAGUUUUGCACUGCCUGCUUGUGUGCUUUUCACGGCUCUAGAGAGUGUGGCAGCCAGUCUGCAAGCCGUCGCAAAAAUGAUAUACUUCUUCCAGGAAGUGCUCAAAGCAGGCGAAACAUUAGGAGACUAUGAGAACAUAGUAAUCUAUAUUCAUACUUGCUUUGCCAAAGUCAGUUUAGCAUUUUUUUUUUCUGCCUAAUGGUGAAAACAAGGCUUAGCAACAAGGAAACUGAUUUGUAGCCAGUACAUGAGAACAACUAAUGUACAUAAUUUUGUCUUUGUGCCUGUCUAUGUACUGUACUUUC